AAGGCCACGCAACGACAACUUCGACUAUAAAGCAUAAACCUCAACUUCUCCGACCUGUAAACUCCUUUGAGGAAAGAAAGAAAAACAAUGGCGAGCACGAGAAGGUCUCUUGUAUCCUCCUUCGCUCGAAUUCGAAUUCUCCUUAAUCCCAGAAAUCAAACAUCUUAUCCCAUUUCACCGAUCCCCUCCCACAGUCAUUACAGGCCGCUUUUGGGUUCUUUCUCGCGAUUGUGCUCUUCUAACCUUGGUAUCGAUCUCUCCGAUGAAGAAGCCAAAAGGCGGUUAGUCAACAGGCUUUUAUAUAGGAGCAAACAAAGAGGGUACCUUGAGCUGGACCUCAUUCUGGGCAAAUGGGUGGAGGAUCAUAUCCAUUCCAUGGAUGAAAAUGGAAUUAAGGCUCUUGUUCAUGUUCUUGAUGUGGAGAAUCCUGAUCUGUGGAAGUGGCUGACGGGUCAGGAGCCAGCCCCAGAUGCAAUAAGAACCAAUCCCGUGUUUACUUCUGUCCACAGGAAGAUCAUGAAUAACCUUGACAAACACGCUGCUCCCGAGACCCGAGCAACUACCGGGCAGUCGUGGGUGAGAGGUUGGGACGAUUUCAAGAGAGGGCGAGACAGCCCUAUAGCCGGGAACCAGUAGCCUUGUCUAAGACAAGUGUUGAACGAAACUCGGAUAACAUAUAGAUAAAUAACCAUGAAGUGAAUGGCUGUAUUAAAAUGUUGUGUAGAUUUAGCUCAAAGUACAAAUAAAACCUUAGCAAUAAUCCGUUGGGUGUGAAACUAUGAAAUCUUAUGGCUCAUAUGGCUCUGAGCAUAUGACACCAGAUUCAAUAUAUAUAUGAAUCUUCUGUUCUGUUUGCAUAAUUUCAA
Molecule: messenger RNA, 866 nt
Organism: Ipomoea triloba (trilobed morning glory)
Lineage: Eukaryota; Viridiplantae; Streptophyta; Magnoliopsida; Solanales; Convolvulaceae
Product: succinate dehydrogenase assembly factor 2, mitochondrial-like
Exons: 5
Coding region: 88-636 (182 amino acids)
Biological process (GO): tricarboxylic acid cycle; mitochondrial respiratory chain complex II assembly; protein-FAD linkage
Cellular component (GO): mitochondrion
Source: RefSeq, a predicted model, not a curated record